GAUAUUCCGACGAAAUUCCGACGAUUUUUUCCCUCAGAAUCCUUGAUGUUUUCUUGUAGUGCACGGUCGAGUUCCAGAAACGUGGCUUACCACACGCACACAUUCUCUUAUUUAUGGAUCCUUCGCACAAGUUUCCUACAACCGAUCACAUUGACAAUAUCAUUUCUGCGGAGAUUCCUGAUAAACUCGAAGAACCUGAACUUUAUGAAGUUAUUAAAGAUAUGAUGAUUCAUGGUCCUUGUGGAGCAGCUAAUAUGAAUUCUCCAUGUAUGGAGAAUGGUUUGUGCUCUAAGUCGUAUCCUAAACCAUUUGCUAAGAAGACCACUAUUAAUAAGGAAGGAUUUCCGGUUUAUAGAAGGCGCGAACAGUCAGAGAACUUUGUCCUGAAGAAUGGAUACAAAUGUGACAAUCGGUUUGUUAUUCCAUAUAACAAGAGACUAUCUCUACGUUUCCGAGCUCAUAUUAAUGUGGAGUGGUGCAACCAAGCUGGAUCUAUCAAGUACUUAUUCAAGUACAUUAAUAAGGGACAAGAUCGUGUGACUAUUGCUGUGGAACCGCCAGAUCUCAUUGUUGCUAACGAGUUGGGCAAUGAAGACAUUACUAUGGAAAAGAUGGAAAAGAAAAGAAACAAACUUAAGGACUUUUUCGAUUGCAGGUAUGGAACUAAUACAGAACAUUGUACCUGAUUUUUAGAUGUGAUACAUAUUUACAUUUCUAAUUGUCUAUUUCUCUUAUGCAGAUAUGUGUCUUCUUGUGAAUCAGCUUGGCGAAUUUUCAAAUUUCCUAUUCACUAUCGAUCAACUGUUGUUGAGAAGCUUAGUUUUCAUCUACCAGGAAAACAAGUGGUCACUUUUAAAGGAAAAGACAAGCUGAAAGUAGUGAUCAGUCGUAAGCUCAUUGAAAAGACAAUGUUCUUGGCAUGGUUCGAGUUGAAUAAAAUCGAUGAGUUUGCAAGAACACUAACUUAUGCCCAGAUUCCUAUCUACUAUAUCUUUGACAAAAGGUCUAAGAAUUGGAAGAAGCGGAAAAGGGGUUUCUGUUUAGGAAGAAUAAAUUAUGCUCCUCGGAUACAGGAAGCAGCUUAUUUCUUGCGCAUAUUGUUGAACAUUGUCAGAGGGCCUACCAGUUAUGAUGACAUUAAGACCUACGAGGGAGUUCUCUAUCCUGAAUACAAAGAUGUAUGUUUUGCUCGUGGAUUAUUAGAUGAUGAUCAGGAGUACAUUGAUGAUCUUGUAAGGAGAAGCUAUGAAUGCUCUGCAAGUGAUCUACGACAAGUGUUUGUUAUUAUGCUUAUGAGUAACACUCUGUCUCUUCCAGAGGUCGUAUGGGAAAACACGUGGCGGUAUUUGUCUGAAGAUAUAGAGCAUAACAGAAGGAAAUAUUUGAAUAGACCAGGUUUGAACUUAUUACUAUGGACGUGAUUAUGUAAUUUUACUACCUAUGUGGAAGCCGCAAAUAAAUUUUGAUCAUGUAUCUUAUACGUAAAUUUUUUUAUUGGUAGGAUUGGUGUUGAACGACAAUGACAAAAAAAAGUAUGCGUUACUAGAGAUUGAGAAGCUGUUGAGGCGUAACGGUACGUCUCUACCAAGAUUAACGAAGAACCCAAAACUGCCAAAGACAAGUACUCAGGAUUUUAAUGUCUUGAUAGUAGAUGAGCGCAGCUAUGAUCGAAAAACAUUGUUAGAGACUCUUGAUAGAGAUGUUCCGAAAAUGACAGAUGAGCAAAAGGAAAUUUAUGAUCAGAUUCUUGCUGCUGUGAAUCAAGGAAAUGGUGGAAUGUUUUUUGUUUAUGGAUUUGGUGGAACUGGGAAAACUUUUCUCUGGAAGUUACUUUCUGCAGCUAUUAGAUGCCAAGGAGAUAUUGUUCUAAACGUUGCAUCAAGUGGCAUUGCUUCUUUGUUACUACCAGGAGGUAGGACUGCUCAUUCAAGAUUUGGUAUCCCAUUAAAUCCAGAUGAGUUUUCAUCAUGUACUAUGCAGCCUGGAACUGAUCAAGCUGAUUUAGUCAAAGAAUCAUCACUCAUUAUAUGGGACGAAGCGCCAAUGAUGGGCAAACAUUGUUUUGAAGCUUUGGAUAGGAGCUUAUCUGAUAUAGUUGGGAAGCAUGCGAACCAGCCGUUUGGUGGAAAAGUUAUUGUCUUUGGGGGUGACUUUAGGCAGGUUCUUCCUGUUAUAAAUGGAGCUGGUAGGGCUGAGAUCGUUUUGGCUUCUCUGAAUUCGUCAUAUCUUUGGGAGCACUGCAAAGUUCUGAAGCUCACCAAGAACAUGCGUUUGUUAUCGGAUGGUUUGUCACCAGAAGAGGCUGCCGAUCUUAGGGAUUUUUCUGAUUGGAUAUUAAAAAUUGGGGAUGGUAAACUUGCAGAGCCUAAUGAUGGUGAAACCGAGAUCGAAAUUCCAUCAGAGUUUCUUAUAACAGACUCCAAAAAUUCUAUAGAAGCAAUCAGCACAGCCAUUUAUGGUGAUUCUGCUUCUCUACAUGAAAAGAAAGAGGCCAAGUUUUUUUAAGAGAGAGCUAUCCUAUGUCCGACUAAUGAAGAUGUCAAUAUGAUUAAUGACUACAUGCUAGAUAUGCUGGAUGGUAAAUUUAUUUAUUCUACAUUCUUAUUCGUUCUUACUUAGAUGUAUACAAUAUAUGUACUAAUGAUUGAGUUUUGCUUUCAGGUGAUGAAAAGAUUUACUUAAGUGCCGAUAGUAUUGACCCAAGAGAUAAGGGUUCAGUCAACAAUGAAGCACUAGGACCUGAUUUUCUUAACACUAUUAAGGUGUCUGGUUUGCCUAACCAUAGUCUUAGACUGAAGAUUGGUUGUCCUGUCAUGGUUCUGCGAAAUAUUGAGCCUUCUGCUUGGUUAAUGAACGGCACGAGACUACAGAUCACUCAACUAAUGGACUUUAUGGUUCAAGCUAGGAUAAUAACUGGAGAAAAGGUUGGAAAAUUAGUAGAUAUUCCUAGAUUGUUGAUAACACCAUCAGAUACUCGACUGCCUUUUAAGAUGCGCAGGAGGCAAUUGCCAUUGGCAGUGGCGUUUGCUAUUACAAUAAACAAAAGCCAAGGGCAAUCCCUAUCCGAAGUUGGUAUCUUUCUACCAAGACCUGUUUUUUCACACGGACAACUCUACGUGGCUGUGUCUAGGGUGACUUCUAAAAAAGGUUUGAAGAUUCUAGCUGUUGACAAAGAUGGUAAACCUCAAAAGAAAACUACAAAUGUUGUAUUCAAAGAGGUUUUUGCUAAUCUGGAAGAAUAUGUUUGACAAGGUAAAUAUUUUUAUUUACUUAUAAUCUUUCUAUUUUGAGCUAAACAUACACAGAUAAGUUAUUUUUUUACUUAUUUUUGCCAAUGCAGGUUUAAGAUGUCUACAAACAAGACAGGUGUAGUUUCUGUAUUUGCUAUUCAUUGUCAAAACUAAGCCCUUUUUCUUCUUAUUGUCUGGUUUUUUUUUAGCUCAAAGAAUGAGUUUUAUUUGUACUAUUAUUUUAAACGUUGUUAUUCUUAUUAAGUAAGUUGGUCAUAACACAAUCAUCCAAACAACAUGCAAUUUAUCAAGCGGUGAGAUCAAGUUAAAAGAAAACAAAUAACUAUAACUGUUGACAAAUCACAAGAACAAUACUAUAUGUCCUACAUUAAUUUAAUCUUAUGAUCAUUCUAUAACUCAAUGUGUCUAAUAGCUUAACUUCAGCAACAAUUUACUAACCUUUUGGUUUUUGACCCGCUCUGUUGUCAGCUUCAUUGUGCACUUUGAGAAUCAAAAAACUGAAUUCUAUUACCUGCAUACGAUAUAUUAUGUUCAAGUAAAUAAAAAAAUCUCAAUGAAGACGUUUAUUUUACUAAUAUCAAUCAUCUUAUCAUCUUUACAAGUUUCUAUAAAACAUUCAAGCAAUCUAAACAAUCUCUAAGUACUUUACAACUCACAGGUAUUUUGAGUAUGAAUAAUAAAGAACUUAUCUUUUUUUCUUUCAUGUCGGCUUCCCCUUUGUUGUUUACGGAUCUGCUCUUCUCUCGAUCUCGAUCACAAUUAAAACUCAACUCUUAUCACGAAACAUCACCACAGCCGCAUCCGACGUUUCUUCAAUUGAUGUAUUGAAUGUUCACUUUUGCUUCGUCUAUGUCUCGAUUUCGUACUCAAACAAGAAAACUAUGAACAUGAGACACAAAAGGCAAUUCGUUAAUCUCAAACAGAGUAUAACGAAUUGAUCUUUAAAAAACGUAUACAGAGAAAUUGGUACCUUGAUACUGUCGACUAAUCCAUUCAUUACAUCUUCUAAUUCAAAAUCCCAUUGAAACCGUCUGAGAUUCUCCUGUUGAACUCGCCGAAUAUCUCCCUCUGUUUGGCUUCUCUUUCGAUGUGAUAGUUUUUUUUUGGGUCGUCUAACUGGUUUU
Molecule: messenger RNA, 4375 nt
Organism: Brassica napus (rape)
Lineage: Eukaryota; Viridiplantae; Streptophyta; Magnoliopsida; Brassicales; Brassicaceae
Product: ATP-dependent DNA helicase PIF4-like
Exons: 1
Coding region: 1711-2505 (264 amino acids)
Biological process (GO): DNA repair; telomere maintenance
Molecular function (GO): DNA helicase activity
Source: RefSeq, a predicted model, not a curated record